GACAGCCUGACCCCCAAAAAGCAACGUCAAAGAGAGAACGAGAGCGAGUGCAUAUCUUCAACAAGCUUCUCGGCAGCAACCGGGGUCCUUCUAGCACUGCGUGGGAUCCGAUCGCAAGGGCUAACGCGUCAACGCAACACCGAGCAGUUUCCCAUUCAACCGGGCCAAUAAAAAACAAGUGUGGCCUCACGUUUCGCGCGCGCAGUUCAACGUGGUCGACACCGGGACGACGUUUGCAACACUACAGCGAGGACUGCUUGCCGGAGACGGAGGGGAGGGGGCAAGGGUCGGACGCGUGGGACCAGCGGAGCUUCGUCGGUGGCGGCGCGAUCCUGCCAAUGGUUCUCAUUCGGCGAAGAUUGACGGCCGUGUGUGUGGUUGGGGCAAUGUGUGCCUCGGCACCGCCACGAACACAGGGCUUCGCUCCACCCGCCAGCUUCGGGCGAACGCACGGAGCCGGAGAUUCUUUCCACUGCGCGGAGCGCCGAUUAGCGGCAACAAGCCUGGGCGAAAGCACGUCAGCGGCGUCAGCACCGGGGCGGCGUGAACGCCGAGCGGCAGCAGCGGUUUCGCGCUAUAGCAUGGCGUCCAGCAGCCGAAAGGCGGCGGCAAGGCCGGGGGUAGCGGCGAGGUCGGGAGCGGCGAGAGCGGCGGCGGCGGCGACGCGAAAGCGGGGCCGGGAUAGGGUGCCUCAGUCGUCAUCUAGCGCGGGGGCAGCGGUUAAGGAUAGGGCCGCCACUGACGUGGGGGCAGUAGACAAGCAAUUGCGGGCUAGGGGGGCAGGCUCGCAAGCAAGAGCACCAACAGUAGCUGCGAUGGGAGGAGGAGGACGCGCUUUGGCAAACCCGCCGCCGCCGGCGAAGGGCUUCAGAAGAAAAAACAGCGGCAGCGGCAAGAAAAAGAAAAUCACCGCCGCCGCCGCCGAAUCGAAGGCAGAUACGGCGGGAGGAGUUGCACCACCUUCGAAGGAAGUUUCGCCUUCCGUCCCCGCGAAGACUGUCUCCGCCAUGUCGUCGUCGUCGUCGUCGUCGUCGUCGUCGUCUGACGCUAACCCCCUCAACGUGUACUUCAAGACCCUCAAGAAGAUCAAGCUGCUGAAGCCCGACGAGGAAGUUGUCCUUGGGCGACAAAUCCAGAGGGGCCUCCAGCUCGAGCGCGUCCGAGAUCGUCUCGAGACCGCCCACGGGGCAGCCCCUUCUUGCGAGGAGUGGGCCUCGACGCUCCACCUCACCAAGGACGAGCUGCUGCGGGAGCUCGCUGUCGCGGACGAGGCCAAGGAGCACAUGAUCUCGGCUAACCUCAGGCUCGUGGUGAGCAUGGCGCGCGGCUACCGGGGCCGGGGGCUGGCGUUCCCGGACCUUAUCCAGGAGGGCACCAUGGGCCUGGUGAAGGCGUGCGAGAAGUUCAACCCGGAGAUGGGCUUCCAGUUCUAUACGUACGCCCAGUGGUGGAUCAAGAAGAGCAUCUUGACGGGCAUCGCGAACCAGAGCCGAGUUAUUCGUUUGCCCACUCAAGUGCACGCCUUUCUGAGCUCCAUCCGGAAGUACACGUACGAGCUUACGGUGGAUGGUAGGGUGCCUACGGACGAAGAGCUCGGCGACAAGCUCGGGGCCACCGUCGAGAAGAUUCAGCACUACCGUCAGGCGGCCCUGCGUACAGACAGCAUCAGCCUCGACACGCGUGCUUCGAACAAGGUGUCCGACGGUGCCGCUGACGACCUGGGGACCCAGAUCGGCGAGAAGAGCACCCCCAACCCGGAAGACGCGACGCAGGCGUUCUACAUGAAGGGGAAAGUGACGGCGCUGCUGGCCACGCUCAAAGACCGGGAGCAAAAGGUGGUGCGAGCGCGCUACGGCCUCGACGGUGCCACCUCCAAGACCCUCGAAGAGAUCGGUCGGGAUCUGGGGCUCACGCGCGAGCGCGUGCGGCAAAUCGAGUCGAAGGCGCUCUCCAAGCUUCGGCAGCCGUACCGCAACUAUCGCGUCCGGGAGCACAAGGUCGGCCAGAUAUUCGUGGACGCGGGACUGCGAGAACCGGCCAGCGAGGCCGUCGCGGCGGCGAGGGCGCUGAUCGCGGAGGCGGAGGGCCUGGAGGCGAAGCAGCGGCAGCCGGCGAGCGGCGUGGAGAAGGGCGGCGCCGCCGGCCUUGCCGCUGCCGGGGACCGGCCGCUUAAGAUCGAGUUCAAGGCCGGCGUUGACGCGUCCGAGUCGACGCAGGCGGUGGAGGCGGUGCUCGUGGCGGCGUUGGACCGAGCACCGGCGACGGACGCGGUGCCUGCGAGACGGGAGAGCGGGGGCAAGAGCGGCAGCAAGAAGGCGGCGGCGGCGGCGGCGGCGGGGGCGCCUUCUAAGCGAAAGGCCGAUGAGGUGAAGGUUUGCGGCCACCCGGCGGACGAGGUGACGAACGGGCUGGGGGUAGCAGGGUUGGAGAAGGCCUGCAGGGUUGUGGCGGGGUUAGAAUUACCCGCUCUGGCCGUCACUCCGGCCGGUAAGCUAGACGUGGAGUCCAAGCGAAGCUUAGAGGAGCGGGGGGAGCCCACGCACGUGGGCGCUACUAUUAGGCUAGGUGCAGGGCUGGACAAAGCCGGAGGGGGUGACGCAAACCCCAGCGACGGGGGGAGGAAGUCGGACUCGUCCGCCGCGGCUGCGGCGGCGUUGCUUUCGGCAGAGGAGCAGCGAGCGCUAGAGAUCGAAUCCAAGCGCAAGUCGCUCAACAAGGCGUGGAACAAGAAGUCGGAGGCUGCGGUGGACAGGCUGGAGCGGGAGCUGGCGCAGUCCGCCGCCGCGCUGGCCAUGCUCGAGGGGGAGCAGGAGGAGUGGGAGCGGAGCGUCGGGAGGGGCGUAGAAGAGAAGUCGCUUAGCCUGGCUUCGUUGUAGCGGGCGAAACGGCUGAGCCGCACCUUGUGUCCUUUCGUUGUACCUUUUUUUGGCCGGGGGGAGCACGGCAAUGAAAACUGGUUGCUCUUUUUCCCUUAUUAUUAGCUGUGUUUUUGUCUGCAGCAUCGACGUACCCAGGGGCCUCCAGCGCAUGAUGAUUUUGUUUGUUGUUAGAGGGUUUGUUCGGUUUUGACUAUCUUUCACGUUCGAAUAGAGUGGUGAGAGUUGAAAGCAGAUGGAUGGUGCAUGGUAUCGCGAGUACCUCUCCGCGGUGCGCCCCCCUCGCUCUCGCCUCCCUUUUUGUUUCCACGUUGAAUUUUCCCGGAUGAACAGUUACGGGUUAUGGGUGCUAUCUUUUUUUUAGUCUGUGCUAGCUAUCUCGAAUUAUGAAUGGAGGAACGUGAUUGCAGAUCACUGUUUGGGAGGGUCCCUAAGCAGGGGAGCUUCUAAUUGGUUGUUUUGUUCUAUUAAAUCAUACAACGAAUGCUGCUCGUGCGUGUGGAGCGUGGGGCACUGUCGGACACGAAAAUCUGGACUUUUUAUCAAUGUCUCAUUUUGAGCGAAACAGUGUCUUAAACGUGUACCAUGGUAGGUAUGCCAGCGCUGGCGGGCUUGCUACGAUUCCUGGGUGCCACGAUUGCCACGAUUUUCGGCACGACCCCGAAGCGCUGUUGGAGGUAAAUCUGAGGUCGGGGCUCGAGCAAGAUGUAUCGUUCAGCGAUGCAUU
Molecule: messenger RNA, 3603 nt
Organism: Ectocarpus sp. CCAP 1310/34
Lineage: Eukaryota; Phaeophyceae; Ectocarpales; Ectocarpaceae
Source: the annotation of a GenBank genome assembly